AUUUACAUUGUAUAGAGGCUACAUCAGUUCAGUAUGAAAAAAGGAACACAAUGAGUUAAAUUUGCAAGUACAUCAGUUCACCUUGAAUAAAAUACCAAAGUGCACCGUCAAGAUUUCCAUCAGUUCGCUUAUAAGAAAACAUAAAGUAUUUGAAUAAAAUAUUUUGUAAGUAUUUCGAAAGUAUUUGAAUAAAAUAUUUUGUGGGUAAGUAAACUAAUCAUGUUCUUGUAGUUUGGAGGAAAAACAUAAUAAGUUCUACAGAAAUAAAUAUAGAAGUUCAUAUUCCAAAAACAAAUGAGGUAUUUGGGAAGUAAAAUGAAGUAUUUCAAAGUACACAUCUUUUUAGGUUUCGUUGUGAACAUGUAAUGUUACUGUACAUGAACUUGUUAUUCUUUUUACAUGAACUUGUGCAUGCUAAUUGGUGGCUGUUGUGUGUGUGCAGGGACGGUGGACACUACAAAUAUAGUCCCACACAGCCUCUCAACACCACUUCUUGAACCUUCAUGGCCCAGGCCGUUCAUUGCCUCCACACAAGGCUCCCUGCCGCCCCUGCCCCCGGAGGCGCCGCCGCCCCUGCCCCCAGAGGCGCCGCCGCCCCUACCUCCCGGUGCGCCGCACCCUUCCGCCGACGCGCCGCCGCCCCUGCCCAUCCGGUGUGCUGCACGCUCCCCCCUCGCCUCUGCUUCCAAGCGCCGUUAGGACCCUUCACCGGAGUAGAAAGGCCACCACCUCCUGCCUUCGCCUUGCGGGCCAAAAACUACCACGUCCACGAGCAGGGCUCCUCCCGGCGCCUUCUACUCGUCUGCGAGCGGGGAUCGCCCGGAGCCCAUCAUGAGCGUCCAUGAGCGGGGCUCCCGUGGAUGGCUGGAUCCCGUCGUCGGCAUCGAUAGCGUCCACAAGCGCCAACACCUCAUAUUCGGGGUGGCAGCAAAAACAAGAUGCACAAGUUCAUCUUUUGUAUGCUUUUCAGUUCAUCUACUUCCGAUGGAGUGUUUUUGUUUCUGUAGGUCAGCUGCUCAACAUUCUUGUACCGCUCAAUACAUGUAUUACUACUGGGAAGGUUCAAAAAUCAGAACUCAACAAGUUCAACAUGGUGUAUGCCCCACUUGAGACCAUCGAGAGGGCGCACCGUGGCGUCAUGGACUACAUCAAGCACGCGCUCACCCUCUUCACCGACUUCGCCGCCGUCCUGAUCAUCAUGCUCAAGAACGUAGGCGACAAUUCCAAGGACAAGAAGAGGAGGAGGUCCUGAGAGUGUCAUAUGUGCAUCGUUUUUUCUUGUUUCAAAAGUAGAAGGGGAAGAUGUGGAGGGUGGACUACUUAGGGCGAUUGCUGCUGAUG
Messenger RNA from Triticum aestivum (bread wheat), 1341 nucleotides. RefSeq lists its product as uncharacterized. The transcript is spliced from 4 exons. The record is from RefSeq and is a predicted model, not a curated record. Lineage: Eukaryota; Viridiplantae; Streptophyta; Magnoliopsida; Poales; Poaceae. Bases 842 to 1252 code for a protein of 136 amino acids.